Molecule: messenger RNA, 294 nt
Organism: Haemonchus placei
Lineage: Eukaryota; Metazoa; Nematoda; Chromadorea; Rhabditida; Trichostrongylidae
Source: the annotation of a GenBank genome assembly
AUGCUUUAUGAGAAAUGGAAUCAUCUUGUGGCGAACAUCAACGCUGUCGUGAGCGGGCUUUUUUCGCUGUCUCUCAACGGAUUCAUCAUUGUGGUUAUAUUGAAAGGCAAAUCAACGUCGACUGGAUAUUACAAGUGGAUCAUUAUAUCGACAGCGAUUUUCGAUGUAACAUUCAGUGCGAUAAAUGCUUUUGCUUGUCCGGUAAGUGGGUUCUCAAGAAUGCCUGGUACUGAGAAAUUGUCUAGUCUCCAACACAGUAGACAUGAUCGUGUAGUAAGAAGAAGAGGAGUGUAG